Molecule: messenger RNA, 2412 nt
Organism: Drosophila subpulchrella
Lineage: Eukaryota; Metazoa; Arthropoda; Insecta; Diptera; Drosophilidae
Exons: 6
Coding region: 379-2052 (557 amino acids)
Source: RefSeq, a predicted model, not a curated record
GCGAGCGGAUCGUGUGCUGGAAAAAUCGGACAUCUAAAAUCUAAAGACUCUAGCGGCAAUCAAACGGUUUAUGAUUUUUUGUGCUGUGACAAAUGCGAUUUACUUGAGGACAAUAGUAGAAUUUGGCAAUCAGCUGGAAUUGUUUUGUGGGAGGCGAAAAUUCCAACCACCAAAGAGUGUCAAUAUAUUAAAUAAACACUCAGAAACCUUGGAUACUGUUCAGAAAUAAAAAAAAGUUAUAAAAAUCUACGAUAUCCAACCAUCUGUGACCCCCUGGCAACACUUGCAUUUUCCCUCACGACCAAUCGCCCAAUAACUCCCGAUUGACACACAUUUGAUGAGAACAAAUAGCAAACUUAAAUAAAUCAACCGAAAAUAAUGUCAACGAAAUCAAUGGCAGGCCACGGCAGCUGCAACAUGUUGCUGCUGUGUCUGCUGCUAUUGCUGCCGUCAGUCUCCCCAGUCCGCCUGCCCAGGAGCAGCAGCAACAAUGCAACAGCAGCAGCAGCAACAGCGACAACAGCAACAUCUACUGCUGGCAGCAACAAUGCCAAUGCCAAGGCUGGUAGCAAAUAUGAGAUACGCGGCGUUGCUGGUGAACCAAAUUACAAAUCGGUGAAUCUGACCUGGGAAGUUGAAUUCGUGCCGUCGGCCCAUGACACAGAUUCGAGUCCCAACUCCAACUCCAACUCCAGAGCGGGCCAGGUGAACGCGAUCGCGGACGCGACAAAUAUGAGCGGCGAUGUGGAACCGCCCCGGGCUUUGGCAUUCCAGAUAUUCUACUGCGAGAUGCAGAACUUCGGCCCACAGCGGUGUCGCGUCAAAUUGGUGAACGGCACCACCGCCGAGGUGACCCCGGAGGAUAAGGAAAUGGAGACGGAGCAGCACGAUCCCUUGGGUCCCCAGGUGCAACACUUUGCAGCUGCUAUCGAAAACUUGCGCAUGGCCACCAAAUACAGUUUCCACAUUCGCCCUGCGGCUCAGAAGCGCCUCCUAGCGGGCGGAACUCGCAGUUCCAAUGCUCGUGCUGAAUUUCACGACGAGAAUGAGAUCGAGAGUGGAGCCGGACACCUGCCUGGCCAGAGCAUCGUCAUACCCACCAAGGGAUUCACUGCACAUGCCACCCAGUGUUUGCCCCACGCCUCAGAAAUCGAGGUGGAGACAGGUCCUUACUUCGGAGGACGUAUCGUCGUGGAUGGUGGAAAUUGUGGCAUCAAAGGCGAUGCCAGUGAUUCGGCGGACAAGUACACUAUGAGGAUCGAUCAUAAGGAGUGCGGAAGUCUGGUGAAACCGGAGACCAGCACGGUGGAGACCUUCAUCACGGUGCAGGAAAACCUGGGAAUCUUCACCCAUAGCACAAGACGCUUUGUGGUGGUCUGCAGCUAUCAGUCCGGCAUGCAGACGGUCCGCGCAAGCUUCACUGUACCCGGCAAGAACGGAGUGGCUGCCGCCUACGAGCCCAACGAUCCCUUUGAGCCGGAUGAGGAUCAGCGCUUGGGCAGGGAACUCCGCCAGAUGCGCUACGUCAACAAGACGGAACUGGUGCUGCGGGAACCGGAGUCGUCGUCCGAUUCCCAAUCCGAAACCGAGUCCGUGGAACAGGCUGCGGUGGUGGAGCAAACGCAGCCACCCACCACCCAGCAGGCUGCUCAGCCCCGAGGUCAGGGCAGAGCUCUGAACCUCAACGAGGUCAAUAGCUUGGCGGAAGAGCCGGCGGCAGAGGGACACCAUUUGGAGCCGGUGGUGGGCACCAAGUACGCCAAACUGGUUGUGGACCAGGCACACAACUCCUGGAUGCCACUAGAAGCGGGCUCGCCACCAGGUGGUAAUGUCGAGGAUGAAGCCGUUCUGCGUUAUAUUGGCUCCCAUCUGAGCAGCGUGCUGGUAACCGUUUCGCUAUCUGUGAUAAUCAUCAGCAUUUGCAUCAUUUUGCUGCAGCGCCAGCGAAUCCGCUCGCCGCCCCGCAGCCCCUCCCCCUGCCUGGCCGCCCACCUGCCGCACAAGACGCUGCCGCGUGCUCUGCAGCAGCAGCAGUACCAGUGCACCUUGUAGGUGCCCCCGCCUCCAAUAACCACCGAAUGCCCCGCCUCGUCCUCCGAAUUUCCAGCUCACUAUGCCCACUUGUCUUGCUGAAUGUCAAAAUACUACAGAAAAAAAAUCAGAAAGAAAACUUCAUUUAGCUGAAGAUGACUGCGCAUAGCCACGCCCCCUUUCCGAACUCCUGGAACUACAGUUCCCAACUCAAGGCCCCAACGGUACCAGCGGGAUUGGCAACCUCCGAUUUACAUAAUCUUACUCUGGCCAAGCUUUAACUGCGAUCACGAGGGAGGACGAGUGGGCAAAAGGCACUUCUCAUAGAGCGAGAUUAGUCUGUAAACUCUUAGACGUACGAUUUUUGUAUAAAUUAUUUAU